UUGAACUGUGUGGUUGAGAGGUAGAAAAAAAUUAGGCAGUCGGGGGGGGGCCGAUUUAAUUACUUAUCGCCCCCCGCGUCAGUUUCAGUGAAACUGAUAAGACGCGGAAAAGUUUUGCCAAAACUUUUCAAAAACUUUUUUUUUGGGAAUUUUUUUCCCCCUCAAAUGAUUUUGGUGAUCGCCCAGAAUUUGGAACUAAACUCCUAGGGUUUUUUUUUUGCUCUGCCUUGUGGGGGACUUUUGUUUUCUUUUGAAUUUUGAAAAGAAAGGAAGAAAAACAUCUUUCUCUCGGUGUGAGAGACAGCGAUGCCCCCCCAGGAUUUAUUGGACUAUCGAGCAGGUUUCGCACCCCCGGUGCCCCCGCACAAACCCAAGCGUAGCGGCCGGGCUGCCCGCACCCAGGAGCGGUUCCUCAAGUGCGUUUUGCUCGGAGAUGGAGCGGUUGGCAAAACAAGUUUGGUGGUUAGCUACACCACCAAUGGUUAUCCAACAAAAUAUGUACCCACUGCCUUUGAUGAUUUCUCUGCUAUCGUCCACGUUGAUGGGACCCCCAUCAGACUGCAGCUCUGCGAUACCGCUGGCCAGGAUGAAUUCGACAAGCUUCGCCACUUCUGCUACCACAAGACCGACGUCUUCCUUCUCUGCUUCAGCGUGGUCAGCCCCUCAUCCUUCCAGAACGUGACGGAGAAGUGGAUGCCCGAGAUCCGCCAGCACUGCCCCACCGUGCCCGUGGUUCUGGCGGGCACCCAGUGUGACCUGCGCGGGGACGUGAAGGUCCUGAUCGAGCUGGCCAAGUGCAAGGAGAAGCCGGUGCCCCAGGCCGCCGCCCGGGCGCUGUCGGAGAAGAUGGGCGCCGUGGCAUACGUGGAGUGCUCCUCGCUGACGCAGAAAAACCUGAAGGAGGUCUUCGACUUGGCCAUCGUGAGUGGGCUGCGCCACAUGGACGCGCGGGCCAGCAGCGAGCACCGGGUGAAAGCGUUAACCACCAAGAAAAUGAGGACCUUGUCAAAAUCCUGGUGGAAAAAGUAUGUCUGCAUUGUAUGACCAUUGUUCAUUGGACUUUUCAGGAACGUGGUUGUGGAGGAGGAAUGGACGAUGCCAACUUUUGGAAGAGAAGAAGCAUCUUGCUCUGUAUUUCUCAUCCUCAUGAUAAGCCUGAUUUUUGUUUUUGUUUGUUUGUUUUUUUGCUGAUUUUUUUUUUUGUUUGGCCAAUGGUUAGAUUACUGUCCCUGCCAGAUUUUGAGGGGGUGGACAGCUUCAAAUUGCCUUCAGUAUCCCCCAGGUGGGGAUGUGGCUCAAGGGGUGACACAUCCAGAAUCUUCUUUCUUUUAUUUGAAUCGCUUUUGAAGUCAGCCUGAGGGAUGGGAAGGAAGGAUUCGAUCCAGAGAAUCAGGUGAUGCCUUUCACAGUGGAAUUGCUUUAUAGAAUCCCUCUGGUGUGGAAGCAGGCCCUUGAGUCCACACGACCUGUCUAAAGAGCAUCCCACCCAAGCCCAUUCUGCUCCCCCAACACUGAACUGACCCUCCCUUAUCCCAUCCUGUAAUCCCCACAUUUCCCAGGACUAACCCACCAUCCCCAUACACUCUGGUCAAUUUAGCACGGCCAACGCUCCCUAACCUCGCCUUCUCGGGAGGAAACCCACACAGACACAGGGAGAACAUGCAAACCCCAUGCAGAGGGUGGAAUCGAACCCAGGUCCCUGGCACUGUGAGGCAGCAGUGCUAACCACUGAGCCAACACACUGCCUGUACUCACGCAUAUAGGUAGCCAAGUGAGAACAGCUCUUCCCUGCCGCCCAUGUCUCCCACACCUCAAUCCGUUGCAUCCCAAACCACCUUACACCCCACUGUGACCCCAUUUCAAGAACUGCAAGAAUAGGGGCUAGUUAGUUAGCUAGUUAGUGGCACAGUUACUAUAACUUGGUUCAAACUGUCAGCAGAUGCUAAUGACGCAGAUUUUGCGCCCCUGAUGUUUAGCUCACAACCCUACUUGGGUUCCCAACAACCCCCACACAUCCCCUUCUCUCUCUCCAAGGUCUCUCAGAAAUUUCCCUCACCCACUUCUGUUUCACCGAAUAUCAUUUUAAUGUUAAAUAAAAACACUGUAAGUCAGAAACAAAAUUAGAAAUUGCUGGAAAAGCUCAGCAGGUCUGGCAACAUCUGUGAAGGGAAGUC
Messenger RNA from Rhincodon typus (whale shark), 2174 nucleotides. RefSeq names its product ras homolog family member Ub (gene rhoub). Gene Ontology annotation, biological process: small GTPase-mediated signal transduction. The transcript is spliced from 3 exons. The coding region runs from base 307 to 1044 and encodes 245 amino acids. The record is from RefSeq and is a predicted model, not a curated record. Gene Ontology annotation, molecular function: GTPase activity; GTP binding. NCBI's taxonomy places the organism in Eukaryota, Metazoa, Chordata, Chondrichthyes, Orectolobiformes, Rhincodontidae.